Messenger RNA from Echinococcus granulosus, 1002 nucleotides. RefSeq lists its product as hypothetical. Bases 1 to 1002 code for a protein of 333 amino acids. The record is from RefSeq and is a predicted model, not a curated record. The transcript has a single exon. Lineage: Eukaryota; Metazoa; Platyhelminthes; Cestoda; Cyclophyllidea; Taeniidae.
AUGGUUCCACUACAGCAGUCGUAUAGCCAUCAUCUCUCCCAGCCAGCCACCAUUGCACUCUCCUGCUUCGUCGCCAUCUGCCUUCUCUUCUUCCUCGCCCUCAGUUACACACUCCUGCGUCAUAGAUACACUGCCAUUCCGACAACAGGUUACGCUUUUCGUCAAUUAUCCUAUGACACCUUCGACUCUCAGACUGCAGCUCCCUCAAUACUCCUCGACGAGCAGUUUGUUCAACCUCCUAGUUCAACUUGUCGUUCCACCACCCUCUCUCCCAUCCACGAGAUCCGAAAUUCUCGAAUUCUCGAAAUUCCCGUACUCCCUCACCGACGUUAUUCUGCUCCAAAGUCUGUUCAAAAUCUAUGGCAAAAAGAAAAACAUUUCCUUCGUCGACCCGCUAACAGCUGCAUUCAAUUCUCUCAAUCACUCGUUUAUUCUCCCACCCUCCAUCUCUCCAUCAGCUACGUCCACACUGUUGAAUUGUUUCGAGUGGUGGUAGACAGGGUUACCGGUCUACCUCCACCCGAGGGGAUCCCAAUGAUCUACACGCUACAAGUCUGCAUCAUGCCUCGAUCAAGAACCAGUGCGUAUUUGAGUAAACCCAUGGUCACUCCAGCAGUACCGGACUACCCUAAGUUCGACCACCUAUUCGAGUAUGCAGUAAGCCUGCAGCGCUUGGAGCGAGCACGUAUCGAAGCAACACUAUUUGCUAGGCCCUGGACGAAUACCUUGGCGUAUGGACGGAGGCGGUAUACAGUGGGCGCGAUCCCCUACGUCUCUUCGGCCACUUCCGACGCUACCGGCACCGUCACUGUCGGAACACGAGCGGAGGUCAACCUGACCGAGUUGAUGCGAGAGUACAAGGAAGUAGGCAAGGCGGAAUUGGUGCUGGACACGGGUCUGUUGCGUAGCAACCCAACGGUGCUGGAGCAUUUAACCCUGCCACUCAGCCUUUCCAAGGAGGAGGUGGUGUCGGGGGUGAAGGCGAAGGGGGCAAAGGAGUGA